Phyllopteryx taeniolatus (common seadragon) is the source of this 1818-nucleotide messenger RNA. It is a transcript of the gene ttc9c, whose product is annotated as tetratricopeptide repeat domain 9C. The record is from RefSeq and is a predicted model, not a curated record. Gene Ontology annotation, molecular function: protein binding. The coding region runs from base 476 to 1093 and encodes 205 amino acids. NCBI's taxonomy places the organism in Eukaryota, Metazoa, Chordata, Actinopteri, Syngnathiformes, Syngnathidae. The transcript has 4 exons.
UAGGAGAGUCAGUCGUCAGUGUAGCGUUCUAAGUGGAUUCAAUGUGUGUGGGCGGCAAGAAAACCAAACGACAAAGGAUGCCGGUAGUCGCUGCACACGGUCGUGUACAACGCCGUAACGUUCACAGGCAAAACAUGUUUUGUUUUUGUUUUUUCUCUCCAAAUGUUCUGUAUGGAUAGAAAACGCCUUGGCGUUGUACAAAAAGUAAACAUGAAAAUCGGUUGAGAAAUUAGCAAAUUACGACUUAAUUUCAAGGUCUCAAUAAUUGCCUUUGACGGGAACAUCGACCUCUCCAAUAUGGCCGCCAUGGUGGAACGUCGGUUAGCCGUGCUGCUCCACUGCGCUGGCGUAUUCAUUUCAGCUUCUUAGCUAUGAGUGCCUACGUCUGUGAAUCAACGUUUCACGUGUGACUGACAGCUUUUAAAAUUGGCUGUGAACUCCCUUUUCAUUUAAGCAUACAAGCUCCACUCCAGAAAUGCAGGUUGACGGAGGAGAGGAGAAGACUGCCAUGCAAGGAGCAGCAGCAGCUCCUGCGGCAGCCACUGUAAAGCCAGUGUGGGCUUUGCUUGAAGAAGCGGGGCAAAUGAAGACAGAAGGGAACGCUUUCUACCGGGAAAAGAACAUCCGCGCAGCUGUUGGCCGUUAUCACCGUGCUCUUUUGGUCCUUAGAAGCCUCAAUUCUGAAGUGCCGUUGACUUUGAAAGGAUUUGGACCUGAAAGGCCAGCUCUCACAUCUGAACAAGAGACAUUCCUCAGAAACACAGAAGUGGACUGCUUCAACAACCUAGCUGCAUGUUUGCUGCAGAAAGAGAAUGUGGACUACGUCCGUGUCCAGGAGUACAGCCUGCGAGUGUUGGAGAAGCGACCAGCUGACGCCAAAGCACUGUACAGGGUUGGCGUGGCUACAUUGGAGCUGGGAGAUGCACAGAAAGCCAAGCAUUACCUGACACAGGCCUGCAAGAUGCAGCCCAACGAUGCCAACGUGAGGAGGUACCUGCAGAUUGUUGAGGAGAAGCUGAGCCAUGAGUUACUCCAGGAAAAGGCCAUGUGCCGAGGCAUGUUUUCUUCCAGCAAGAGCAGUGUUGGAGAAUAGGUUAACUCGACUGACGGCUGCCUUAUUCCACCGAAUUCGGAUGACGCCUCAUCUGAGACCAAUAACUUUGUUCAAGCUGAACGGAUGGCAGACCACCUUAAUGUUCUGAAAUGAAAGCCUGAACCACUGGUGUCUUAUUUGUUUCAGAGGUGAGUGAGGGACAGCAGUUAUGAAAGGUUUGGAUAGACUUUAUCAUACUAUUGAAUGAGAAACUGUGUCCAAACCUUUGACAUGUAUUGAAUGUUAACCAUAAAAAAAUUAGGUCUCAGCAAGUUAAAACGAGAAAUGGUGUUUCCUAGCAACAUGGAGAUCGUAUAUUAAAAUCUGAAUAUCCGACAUGAUCACAGAGGUGCCUCUGAAACCGAAGACUUUGUCGUCUUUGUGCAUUUUCAACCACAUCGUUUUGUUUUAUAAAUUCUACAGGGCUAUCAACCCAGUUUUAAUGUAUCUGAUGUAUGCCUUUGUAUUUAUGACACAGUGGCUGUUUAGUUUGAGAUUUUAUUUAUUGUGAAGUCACACUCAAUAAUUAUUUCAAAAUCCUGAGCACAUUCAAGAUAAAAUGUUUUGUUUUGGUCAACAUUUGUCCAGUAUGAUUGUACUUCAGAGGCAGGAUUGCCAAUAAUAAUAAUAAAAAAAAAAGAAUGUUCUCACAAUAACUGAUCACUGAACUUGUCACAGAGCAGCAUGCAUAAGAGUGCAUACAAAUAAAUUCAUAAGUUACAGCA